UACAGUGCUUCCGUACAAAGCUGGGAAGCUAGCGUUUCUCUCUGGUGGAGUUGCCUUGCAGGGAAGAAAGAAAUGGCGGACUCAGGAGCGUCGUCACCGGGAUCGAGCCCAGUGGAGCUCAGACACUGCGUCGAUGAGCUCUUGAGGUUCACCCUCCAAUCUCACGUCGCCGGAACCCUGAAUCUCGCCUUCGAUCUCGGCCUCUCUGUGGAAUUCUGCUCCGCUCUUCUCAGAGAUGAUCCGUGCGGUCACUCUCCGGUGUCGCCGUCUCCUUCUUCGGAAAUCGUUCAAGGUGUGCCCGCCUAUCCUUUAUACAAGCGUCUAGCUUCUGCUUUGGAGGAAGCUUUAUCGUCCGGGGUGUCAUUUCCGAGGCAUGAGUCACUGGCAUGGUUUAAUCAAGAGGAUGACAUACACAAUAAGAAAGUGCUGGACCAAUUGAUUUCGAGUAAGGGAGCUGAACUGCUGAAUAUUUUGAAGAGCAUAAAAUUUGAACUUCAUGUGCAGGAGCCUUAUUUUACUCAGCUUAAAGAUGGGCUGAAAACAAUUGAAGGAAGAUGUGCUCAUGGAAAUUAUAAACGCAUUGUGUCAGGGGACUUGAUUCUGUUCAACAAAUGUCUGGUUCUUGAGGUUCAGGAUGUUCAUUGGUAUGCUUCCUUUUUCGAGAUGUUGGGUGCAGAAUGUUUGAGUGAAGUUCUUCCUGGUGUUAAUUCAGUUGCUGAAGGUGUUCAAUUUUAUAGGAAGUUUUACACUGAAGAGAAAGAAAAGUCUAAUGGUGUUCUUGCAAUUGGUGUCUCCAGAUCGAUUGAUCAGCCCUACAUCUCUUUGGCUAGAAUAAUUUCUGGAUUGACUUCUAAGGGCGUUCAGAAACUUCUAGGUCUCGUUCAUACUGCGGGGACAGUUCCUGAGUCACUUCCUCCACCUAGAUCUGCUCUUCUAUCCGCAUUUCAGCUGCCUUACAAUCCAAAUGUUAAAGGUAGCACCUUAACUGAUGGAGCCAGGGCUUUGGCAAAGCAUGUCAAUAGGAGUAGUGACAAGUAUUGGGGGAAUUUCAAAGGGAGUGGUGAGAAUUUGGGCUUGCUUUUGGUGCUUUAUUGCUGCCUAAUUGACUUAUUCCACUCCAGCUAUAAUGAUAUUUUCCUGGCAAACUCAGAUUCAUGUAAGAAUGAACUAGCAAAGGAUGUUAUCAGCCGGUUAGUUGCAACCUGUCAAUGGCAGAAUUUGCAUGCUGGUCCACCACAUGGAGUUGUCUUUGAGAUAAGGGAUGUUAGUGGUUAUGGUGCACGGUGGUCAGAGGAUGGUUUGAAGUUCAUUGGAUUUCUAGAGCCAUAUGUGAAGGAUGGUCACGUCAAAGGAUGGAAGCAUUGAGUUGAUCUGUGGAGAUCUCGCUGGCGUGAUCCUUAACUUGGGGUAUACUAUUGAGUAGUUCUGGGGGGCAUUAUCUGUACAUCAUUUUGUUUCCUCGCAGAAGAAGCUCAAAAGUCUUAUCAGAUCAUUUCACAUUAUUGGUAACAAAUGUUUUUUUUUUUUCAAGGCAGUGACUUUUCCUGUAAUGUAUGUGAUUCCUUGCUUGACUGUUGCAGUUUACCUUUAUCGUUAUUAGCAUUCUAAGUCAUACUUGGGUGGUUCA
This is a messenger RNA of Rhodamnia argentea, 1627 nucleotides long. RefSeq lists its product as uncharacterized. Bases 73 to 1365 code for a protein of 430 amino acids. The record is from RefSeq and is a predicted model, not a curated record. Lineage: Eukaryota; Viridiplantae; Streptophyta; Magnoliopsida; Myrtales; Myrtaceae. The transcript has 11 exons.